CACAACUAACAAUCUUUCUUAAUAUCCACAAUUAUUCCACUUCUUCUUUGUUAUUAUCUUUUUCUUUUCUACUCUAUCAUCAUCAUAUUUAUAUUUAACUGGAACUUAUUUUAUUAAUCUCUUCCACCACUUCCAAUAUUUAAGCCUUCACCCAGAAAAUAAUAACAACUAUAUAUAUAUAUAUAUAUAUAAGAAAAAACACCAACUGAAUCUAUCUCUGCUUCUGUCUAUCACAGGAAACAAUGAAUAUUAUGUCCACCAACCAGUGCGGUUGGCCACUGAGAAUUCAGGAUCAUCUUGACAAAGGAACUAGUAUUAAUAAGGCACCAUUUUCAGGAUAUCAUUCUCCUUCCAAAGGAUUGGACUUCCCUAAUGUUGCUCAUAAAUGUCGCCGUAGUGCCAGAAGAUGUAGGCCAAUUUUUUCGAGUACAGUGAGUGACAGUAUGGAUCCAUAUGAUUCAGAUGAGAGUGACAAGAAAAAAUCUCAGAAUAAUGAUGAAACUAGAGGGGUGAAUAGUGAUAUGCUCAGGGAAAGUCUUGAGAAAAUAGUCGGUACGGAUGAUUCGAGGUUUAGUGGAUUUGACCUUGCUACUCUUAUUAGGAAAAAAUAUGGGAAGUCUUAUGAUGUUCAGUUGAUUAAGAAGGAAUUCAUGGGAAGAAAUCUCCUUGCUAUGAAUGUCAUGUGGAAGUACAUGGAGCAGAGAUCAUUUCCAUUGACUGAGGAAGAGUACAUUUUGAGGCUUGAUGAUGUUGCAAACUCAUUAAAAUGCUGGGGAGCCGUCUCACAUAUUCGGAGCAGCCUAGCAAAGUCGAAAGAACGGCCUCGAAUAGGGAAGGCUGUAAGCAUCUUUAUUGAUAUGGACGCGUCUGGUGCAAGAGCAAACGAGUGGAUAUACAAAUAGAUUGAACUGAAAGAACUUAAAAUUCAUCUCAAAGGUGGAGUCUGUAGCUAACAGAAUCACCCUUUUUUGUGAACUUAGGGAUUUAUUAUACAAUUAUACUUGGAUAGUAACAAAAUCUAUAGGAAUCUAAUGUUUCUGUUAGCAUCACUUUAAGGCAACUGUGCUUUUUCUUCUUCAUAUCCUCUGUGCUUGUUAGUUUCACAAUAUUGGUGUAAAUUUUAGCCAAUAUAAGAAAAGCAUUCAACCUCAUUAAAUUUCUA
Vicia villosa (hairy vetch) is the source of this 1162-nucleotide messenger RNA. RefSeq lists its product as uncharacterized. The record is from RefSeq and is a predicted model, not a curated record. Bases 243 to 902 code for a protein of 219 amino acids. Lineage: Eukaryota; Viridiplantae; Streptophyta; Magnoliopsida; Fabales; Fabaceae. The transcript is spliced from 5 exons.